AUGUCGGACACUCUUCCGCCGCCUCCACUGUCCCAGGGAACAGGCUAUGGCGUUGUUGUGGGCCUGGGCUUCUUCUUUGCCGUCGUGGUCAUCGGUGUCAGCCGGACGCUCAUCCGCUUCGCCGGUAUCCAAGAGACCUCUGAAGAAUUCAGCGUUGCUACGCGGUCUCUAGGUAAGGGACUGGUUGCCUCGGCUGCUGUCAGUUCGUGGAUCUGGUCCGUGACACUCUUAUCGAGCUGCAGCACCGCCUACAACUAUGGUGCCGCUGGUGCAUUCAUGUACGCAGCGGGCAACACGACCCAGAUUGCCCUCUUCGCUCUCCUCGCCGUGCAGAUCAAGCGCAAAGCUCCAACGGUGCACACACACCUUGAGCUUGUGAAGCUGCGCUUUCCUGGCAUCUUUCCGCAUCUAACAUUCAUGUUCUUUGCGCUUGCGACCAACAUCCUCGUCUCCGCUGCCGUUCUCCUUGGUGCCAGCGCCGCGAUCAACGCGAUCACCGGUACCAACAUUUACGCCAACAUCUGGCUCCUGUCCGCCGCCGUCGUAUCAUACACCGUUCGCGGCGGCCUGCGAUCUGUGGUCAUCGCCGACUACCUACAUACCUGCAUCAUCCUCAUCAUCCUUUUCAUCUUUUGGCUCCGCACGUAUACCACGCUCCCGGAGAUCGGAAGCCCAUCCAAGAUGUAUGACCUGUUGCAGAAUUUGGCCGUGACGGGGAAUGGUAUCAAAGGCAACUUCCAAGAGUCGCUGCUCACCAUCAAGAGCCCCGAUGCGAUCAAGUUUGGCGUCCUGAGCUGGCUUGAGUACACCGGUGUCGUCUUCAACGACGCGAGCUUCUUCCAAAAGGGCAUCGCAGCAAAGCCCUCCGCAGCCAUGCCAGGCUACGUCAUUGCAGCCCUGUCUUGGUUCCCGGUGCCAUGGGCUCUCGCCACCACCGCUGGUCUCGUCGCUCGUGCGCUUGAGACGACCAGCCCGCGCUUCCCCACGUUCCCCAACAAAAUGACCACCGCUGAGAUCAGCGCUGGUCUGACGCUGCCAUAUGCCGGCCAAGCUAUUCUUGGAAACGGCGGGUCUGCUGCGGUGCUCCUGCUCAUGUUCAUGAGCUCCACCUCGGCCCUGUCCGCGCAACUCGUCGGGGUUUCCACUGUGCUGACGUUUGACGUAUACAAUACGUACAUCAACAAGAAGGCCACCGCCAGGCAAACGCUGCUCGUCAACCACUUUGGCGUCGUGGGUUUUGGCAUCUUCGCAUCCGCUUUCUCUUCGCUACUACAUGGCGUUGGCGUUGACCUCAGCAUCAUUUACAACAUCACGGGUAUCUUCACAUGCUCUGCGCUUCCGCAGCUGCUGUUCAUCUUCUCGUCCGCUGGUUUCCCCAACGCGUUGCAUAGCUGGGCUGUAUUUCCGGGCAUCUGGAUCGACUUUGGCGCCGCAGUCGGCGUGUGGCUCGGCACGGCGUACCGCACGCAAGGCGCGGUGAACAUCACCACACUGGCUAACGUUAGUGUCUGCCUGUACGGCUGCAUCGCCGCCGUCAGCACGGGCUUGAUCCUGUGCACGAUUGCGUCGCUCAUCAACGGCGAGCAGUUUGACUGGGACACGCUUAAAGUUAAACAGGCUGACUCGUAUGAGGGUGCCAAGGAGGUGCUGGAGCAAGAGCAGGAUGUCAAGGAGCGCAGGCAGCUCGACAGCGCGCUCAAGCUCGGGGCUAUAUUCUCCGUCACGAUCUUUCUUGUGCUCUUUAUCAUUUGGCCUUACUCGCUCUACCGCGACUACAUUUUCACGCGCUCAUUUUUCUCGGGCUGGUCGAUCGUUGCAUUCAUCUGGGCCGUCAUCUCCUUCGUCAACGUCGGUAUCCUUCCGCUUUACGAGGGCAUUCCGCUGUUCAACCUCAUCUCGAGUGGCAUCUACAAUCGUCUUCGUGGUCGGCCGGCACCGAGCUCCGACUCUGCAGAGGACCCUGCAUCAACAGGCGCCUCGACGCCUCUGGGCGAAAAGGAAGGCAGUGCAUCGUCGCCGGAGACCGAGUACACGGGACCGGGCAGCGCGAACAAGACUGUCGUGUCUGUUGGCGGGAGUAGCUUCGGGCACUAG
Tilletiaria anomala UBC 951 is the source of this 2094-nucleotide messenger RNA. Its product is annotated as putative DUR3-urea permease. The record is from RefSeq and is a predicted model, not a curated record. Gene Ontology annotation, molecular function: urea transmembrane transporter activity; putrescine transmembrane transporter activity; spermidine transmembrane transporter activity. Gene Ontology annotation, biological process: putrescine transport; spermidine transport; urea transmembrane transport. Gene Ontology annotation, cellular component: plasma membrane. Bases 1 to 2094 code for a protein of 697 amino acids. The transcript has 9 exons. Lineage: Eukaryota; Fungi; Basidiomycota; Exobasidiomycetes; Georgefischeriales; Tilletiariaceae.